GUUGAAUGCGCACCAGCAGAGGGCGGGGCCAGGAAAUGACAUGGCCGCCUCCAUAUACGGCGCUUUUUCGCCUCUCUCCGGUUACUUGUAGGUUAAAUUAGUUAGUCUUUUUUCCACACCAACUUUCGGCCGUAUUGACCGGGACACCGCCCCACGGAGCUUAGCAUGGGCACCGUCCAUGCCAGGAGCCUGGACCCUCUGCCCAUGCGAGGGCCCGAGCUGGGAGUUCAACCUGACGACAUUGAGGCUCCAGAGAUUGAGCAGGAGCCAAAGCAAGAAGUUCUUGAAAACAAGGAUGUUGUCGUUCAACGAGUGCACAUAGACGGGCUUGGGAGAACGAAGGAGGACCUGCUGACUCAUGAAAUCUCUGGAGUCUUCCGGGCAAAGAACUUGAUUGAUGUGAUGCGAAAGUCCCAUGAGGCCCGACAGAAGCUGCUGCGUCUCGGGAUCUUCAGAAAAGUCGAAGUUGUUAUUGACACGUCACGAGGUGAGGAUGCUCUUCCUAACGGCCUCGACGUGACAUUCGAGGUCACUGAGCUGAGACGGAUGACGGGCAGCUACAACACCAUGGUUGGAAACAACGAAGGAAGCAUGGUACUGGGCCUGAAAUUGCCCAAUGUUUUUGGUCGGGCAGAGAAACUAACCUUCCAGUUCUCCUACGGCACCAAAGAGACAUCCUAUGGCCUGUCCUUCUUCAAACCCCAGCCAGGGCACUUUGAACGCAACAUCUCCCUCAACGUGUACAAAGUAACCGGUCAGUUUCCCUGGAGUUCACUGAGGGAGACAGACCGAGGCGUCUCCGCAGAACUGAGCUUUCCUUUGCUGAAAACCAGCCAAACCCUGAAGUGGGAGGGGGUGUGGAGAGAGCUGGGCUGUCUGGCUCGCACUGCAUCGUUUGCUGUCCGGGAAGAAAGCGGUCAUUCCCUCAAGUCCUCGCUUUCGCACGCUAUGGUCAUCGACACCAGAAACUCCUCCAUCCUUCCCAGGAAAGGAGGCCUGUUGAAAAUCCAUCAGGAACUCGCUGGUUAUACUGGGGGGGAUGCCAGUUUCCUGAAGGAGGACUUUGAGAUCCAACUCAACAAAACUCUCUUCUGGGACUCAGUCCUCUCUGCCUCACUGUGGGGCGGUUUGCUCCUGCCCAUUGGUGACAAGCCAACAAGCAUAGCAGACAGGUUCUAUCUCGGUGGCCCGACCAGCAUUAGGGGAUUCAGUAUGUACAGUAUGGGUCCACAAAGUGAAGGUAUGGCAGGCGACUACCUGGGAGGAGAGGGCUACUGGGCUGGAGGCCUCCACCUCUAUACGCCUCUACCCUUUAGACCAGGCAGGGGGAGCUUUGGUGACCUCUUCAGAACUCACUUCUUCCUCAAUGCCGGAAACCUUUGUAACCUUAACUAUGGUGAGGGGCCACAAGCUCAUUUGAAGAAACUGGCAGAAUGCAUCCGCUGGUCCUAUGGACUGGGCAUUGUGUUACGUUUGGGGAACAUUGCCAGGCUGGAGCUGAAUUACUGCAUUCCCAUGGGAGUCCAGAGUGGAGACAGGAUAUGUGACGGGGUCCAAUUUGGAGCUGGAAUCAGAUUCCUAUGAAACCGCAUUUCUUGGAUCUAGGGCUUCCUUGUAUUUAAGCAUUUUAUGUCAAAAGCAUUUAAUUGGAGGGGAAAUUGCUUGUACAGAAUUGUUAUUGCUACUAAUUAGUCCAAUAAAAUUGCUUGCACUC
Molecule: messenger RNA, 1714 nt
Organism: Scatophagus argus
Lineage: Eukaryota; Metazoa; Chordata; Actinopteri; Scatophagidae
Gene: samm50
Product: SAMM50 sorting and assembly machinery component
Exons: 15
Coding region: 166-1584 (472 amino acids)
Biological process (GO): mitochondrial respiratory chain complex assembly; protein insertion into mitochondrial outer membrane
Cellular component (GO): SAM complex; outer membrane
Source: RefSeq, a predicted model, not a curated record